Messenger RNA from Astyanax mexicanus (Mexican tetra), 3533 nucleotides. RefSeq names its product caldesmon 1b (gene cald1b). The record is from RefSeq and is a predicted model, not a curated record. Gene Ontology annotation, cellular component: actin cytoskeleton. The transcript is spliced from 17 exons. Gene Ontology annotation, molecular function: myosin binding; calmodulin binding; actin binding. Lineage: Eukaryota; Metazoa; Chordata; Actinopteri; Characiformes; Acestrorhamphidae. Gene Ontology annotation, biological process: actin filament bundle assembly; angiogenesis; muscle contraction. Bases 240 to 2597 code for a protein of 785 amino acids.
AAGGAAAACACUCCUGUCCUUACUAGUGUCACAUAAUGUGCCUUAUAAUUCGGUGCGCGGAUGAGGAUGUGUUAUAGCCAGAUACAGAGAGAGAGGUGAUGAUGGUGAUGGUGAAGAAGACAGCUGGAUAAGCCUGAAACAGUCAGAGCAGAUAAAGAGAUGUUGAGAAAGAGAGUUAGGGGUAGUGUUGAUGGAAGCGGACUGGUAAACGCACUACAGGAGUUUGUGUUUGAGACGCCAUGGAGGAGGACUUUGACCUCGAGCGCCGCAGAGAACUCCGCCGACAAAAACGAGAGGAGAUGCAGAAAGAAAUAGAGAAGAUAAGCAGCUCACAAAUGGAUGAUGAUGAUGAAGAGGCUGCCCGAGAGAGAAGGAGGCGUGCACGGCAGGAACGGCUGCGCAACAUGGAGAAUGAGGAGAUUAGUAGCACUGCCACAGAACUCAACAACACUGACAGCACCAAAGACGCAAGUGUCUCCACACUGAUUACAACCCCAGCCAGUAAUGAUGACGACCAGGCUCUCCUGGAGCGACUGGCCAAACGUGAGGAGCGCAGGCAGAGGAGAAUGAAAGAGGCCAUGGAGAGACAGAAGGAGUUUGACCCCACAGUCACUGACAGAGACGCCAACGAAGACAGGCCGAGUCCCAGUAGAGACGCAGAAGAGGAGUCCCCGAAGAAUGAGGUCAACUCCUUCACAAAGUUAGAGGAGAAGAAUGAGGAGGAGAAAGCAGAUGAGGUAAAGGUGGAGGUGCAGGUGACAGUUGUAGAGAAGGAGGAGCCGGUGUCACCACCAGCAUCAGAGGAACCAAAAGAGGAGGAGACACCGAAAGAGGAGGAGAAGAAAGAAGAGGAGCAGGAAGUGAAGCCUCAGAGAUCAUACCUCAGAGAACAGGGGUCAGUGGAGGAGAAGAAACCAGAAACCAUCUCAAGAAAAGAGGAAGAGAGUGAAGAUCAAGCUGUCACUAUAAACAAAUUGGCUGAGGAGAAAGCAGAUACAGGUCUAGAGAGUGCAGAUCUAGAACAGAAAGAAGUUCCCAAGGAAGAUUUGUUACCAAAGGAGCCUGAGAAAGAGGAAGAAAAAGUAGAAAAGGUAGAAAAAGUAGAGGUAGUCCAGGAGGAACCUGUUAUAACUGAAACUAAGAAGGAGGAGAAACCUGUGGAGAAAGAGGUGGAGAUUCCAUCGAAGAAACCUGAAGAAACACCAGCCACUCCAAAAACACCUGUUCAAGAAGAACCUCCACCAGAGAAGAAGGAAGUGGAGAAACUGAAGAAAGCGGAAGUAUGUGUACCAGAGAAGAAACCAGAGGAAAAACCUGACAGGUCGAGGAGGGAAGUAGAGAUAAAAGUGGAACUUCCUAAGAAGGAAGCCGUGGAGAAACCUCCUGCUAAAACUAAGGUUGAGGAGAAACCAGCAGCCCCGAAGAAGAUUGAAGAGAAGCCACAGAUUUCAAAGAAGGAGGUAGAUGAAAAACCAAAGUGGAAGAAGGAGGCUGAAGAGAAACCCAAAGCAAAAAUUGAGGAAAAAGCCAAACCUAAGGAGGUUGUGGAGGAAAAGCCCAAGCCAUCCUUUUUACGUGAUAAAAGGGAACCACUGAAGCAGCAAAAUGGAGAUGACACUGCAGCUAAAUUCAAGAAACCUGAGAAACUAGUGGGUCGUCUAGGACUGCGUUCUCCUGAGGUGGAGAAGCAGGACCCCAAAGCUAAACAGGAGGCCGAGCGCAAGCUGGUGGAGCUGAAGCGCCGGAGGAACGAAACAGAGACUGAGGAGUUUGAGAAGAUGAAGCAGAAGCAGCAAAGCGCUGAGGCUGAACUCGAGGAACUGAAAAAGAAGAGAGAGGAGAGGAAGAAAAUUCUGGAAGAGGAGGAGAAGCAGAAAAAACAGGAGCUGAUGGAUAAAAAGGCCAAAGAAGAGCAAGAGAGGCAGAAGAUGAAGGAGGAGAUUGAGCGCAGGCGGGCUGAAGCAGCUGAGAAGAAACGGCAAAAGGAGGAAUCCACUGUAGAGGGAAAGUUGGCAUUCAAAUGUGUGUCUCCAAAAGGAGCCUCUACAAAGAUCGGUGAGAAGGCUGAAUUUCUGAGCAAAUCAGCCCAAAAAACGGUAGUAAAGGCUCCACACACCCCACUUGUGUGCAAGAUAGGCAACAGAUUGGAGCAAUACACAUCUGCUGUUCAGACUAAGGACGUAAAAUCGCCCAAGUCUCCUGUGAAGGACCUGCCUGUGGUGGAGGGGGUGCGCAACAUUAAGAGCAUGUGGGAGAAGGGCAAUGUGCAGAGUCCUGCUGCUCCAGCACCUGCUGCUUCCACUGCAGCCACUAAGGAAACAUCUGGGCUGAACAUUGGUGUGGCGGGACGCAUCAACAGCUGGAAGACAAAGACUCCAGAGACUAAGGCCCCAGAAGCGGCGCCACCUGAGACAAAACCCCCAGAGACCAAGACCCCUUCACCAGGAAAACUGGCCACAGGCAAACCUGAACCAAAGCCGGCUGAUGUAUCUAAAGCACGUGGAAUGUGGGAAACUAAGGGCUCCUCCUCCUCCUCCUCCCCAGCGAAGGUGUUUCCACUCAAGAGUAAAUCAGUCACGAAUGGAACAAGGAAGUAAACACCGCCCCUAAAAUGGCCCCUUAUGAAGACAACAAAAGAUGGCUGCAAAUUAUGUCUACUGUUUAUAUACAUCACACUAUUUCCUAGUGUUAAAUCAACACUGUGAUUUUUUAAUGAACACAGUGAGUGUGUAAGUCAACACAAUGUUCAUUUAACACAAGCAAAUUUGCUGUGGGAUCGGAAACAAAAUACUUACAACUUGUUAAUGACAAUUAUCAUCAUCAUAAAUAAUAAUACCUAUGUAUUUUUUUUUCCAUUGUAAGAAUUACUAGCCUCUACCCAAACUGACACCCAGACUACAUUCAGUACUGGUCUAUAAAGUUACAGUUAAUUCCCCUGGACAAAUUUCUUUGUUUAAGAAAAGAUAUGUAGGGAUGUAGAGCUUGCGGUAUUUUGUUUAUUUUGGGCACAUCUUUAGCUUGACUGUUCAGUAGUAAUCGCCAAACUGUAGAGCAUUAGACCCUUUUCGUCAGCGUGCUUCUCAAAUGAAAUUAACCUGGGGUGGCAGUUGUUUUGCUUUCUGAAUUCCUGGUCUCUGUUAGCACAGCAUUAGCAUUAGUUCACAGCUUAACAUGCAGUUUAAUUCUAAUAACAUUAAAGACAAGGCAACCAUAUGAUCCACUUGAAUGUGGCUGUGGUUGAAUGUUAUUUUCUUAUUGUUUUCAUUUUUUACUUUAUUUCUUUAAUAUCUUUUAGUUUUACUGAACACAUAUAAAUAAAGCACUUAAAGAGUUGGACUGGCAGACUCACACACGGCACACUUUUUCACAGCCUUAAAAAUAUUGUCCACAAGUGGUGUUUGGGUGGGCAUAGAGUGUUAUUUGUUCAAUUUUAUGUGAGAUUCAAAAGAAAAAUCAGUGUUUGUGAACAGCCUCGAGUGUAGCGACUGUAUUAUCCUCCAAUCUGUAGCAAUUAAAGUGGAUAAAAACUCUCA